Molecule: messenger RNA, 35208 nt
Organism: Podarcis lilfordi (Lilford's wall lizard)
Lineage: Eukaryota; Metazoa; Chordata; Lepidosauria; Squamata; Lacertidae
Source: the annotation of a GenBank genome assembly
GGCCGAGGCCUCGGUAGCCAUGGCGACGGCGAGGCGUUGGGUUUGCGCGGCCUUCUUCUUGCUCCCGUUCGGCGCGGAACUGUCGGGAGGCCAGGGCUUCUUCCUCCCGCUGCACCGGCCCCAGGGCUGCGGUGGGACGCAGUACUUUGACAUCGCCAGCCUGAGUUGCGGGCAGUGCGGGGCCUCGCAGAGGAAAAGCUCUCGGGGUGAGGCGAGCGCGGCGAGCGCGGCUUACAGGCGAAAUCCCUAGGAAGGGCCGCCUGGCGAGGAGCCAGGGCCUCGGGAGGGCUCCUUCCCCCCCUUGUAUCAAGGCCUCAUUUCUUCCCACUUCAGUCAUACUCCCGAGUACAUCAGCCGACCCAUUGAAAUCCAUGGCGUUCCCAUUGAUUUGAAUGGGCCUGCUGCUUCCAGUGUGGCUAACGUUGCGUAUUGCCCUAUGUCUCCCUCCCUCUAAUGUUUCAGUUCAAAUGCAGCUACAACGAAGAAAUCGUUAAAGGCCAAGCAAAAUAAACUGCAAGGGUCCAACCCCAAACAUCUUAUGUAGUUACAACAGAACGCAGCUGUGUAUGAAGUGGGUCUAUGGGGUUUUCUUCAACGUGUGAAGUAAUGGGAUUUAUUCCAGGACAAUUGAUAAAGCAUUUUAGAGAAGUGAUGCCUCUGCAGAGAAAGCUUUUUCAUGAAUGCCUAUUUGGUCUUGGUUUUGGAUACGUAAGGAGGGCCUUUCCUGCCAUCUUCGCAAGAGCUAAAGAACUCUGAGCUCAAGAAUUUGUUUUGAGAAUCACGGCUGAUUUUGCUAUCCUUUGACAGAAAAAUCCACGCAUCAUGACCCCAAUCUUUCGUCACUUCAUCAGUCCAAUUAGGAUGGGGGGAGAGUAAUUUUGUUGUUGCUAUUGUAAAACUAUUGGGAGUACAAAAAACCCCAAGUGAUCUACCAGUAGACCCUGAUAUGACACCUUGCUGUAAGAUAUGGCUUCUUCUGUCACUCCCUGGUAUAUUGUUAUUUAUAUAGCAUUGUCAGUGUGCAUGGUUAGGUUGAAAGUGUGACAGGUCCAGGGUCAGUCAGUAAGUUUCACAGCUGACAAUAGGAUUUGAAUCCAAGUUUCCCCAAGCAGAGUCCAUUAGUAGCCAUCAAACCACACAGAAGUGCCAGUGGAGAUGGGGGCUUUUAGGAUAUAUUUCAGAGAGGUAACCUUGAUAGAGCAAAUUGGAUUUCAGUUUGUAGCAAUUGAAAUAACAAAUUAUUGUGUUUGUUUCAGGUACAUCAUGCACUUGUCUACCAGGAUUCAAGUUAGUUUCUGAUAAUGGUGGAUCUUCUAUAACUUGUGAAAAAUGUCCAGAAAGCACGGUAAUGUUAUACUUGCAAUAAAAUCGAAACGGUUUUUACUGCAAACAAUGUAUAGAUGUACUAUAUAGUUAUAAUGCAAUGAGAUUUAAAAUAUUUUAAUAUGUGUUUUCUUAGAGUGGAGUUACCCAAGAUGGAUGGGACUGCAUUACUUGUCCUAAAGGCUUAACUAGUGAAGGAAAAUGUAAAUGCCCUGUUAAUGAGAUCUUGGGUAAGAAUUCUAUGAAGUUGUUCAUUGUGUUAAAAUAUUUGAUUUCUCCAGCAGAGGAAGCAGUACUGAAUAUUUUUGUGGGUUGUACCUAAUAUUUUAAGUCCAUGAAUGGAAAGAGCUUCAAUUCGUGGAAAGAGAGUUCCGCACUUAAGAGAGUUGCACACCAAGGCUGUGUACACACCAUACAUUUAAAGUACAUUAUGUCCCCAAAAGAAUCAUGGGAACUGUAGUUUACCCGUCACCAAGUUACAGUUCUCAGCACCCUUAACAAACUAUAGUUCUCAAGAUUCAGGAUGCGGAAAGUCAUAUGCUUAAAAUGUAUGAUGCAUACACAGCCUCAGAAAGGGUCCUUCUAUUCAUGGGAUGAAAAGAUUGGAUACAAUACUAUAUGUUUGAUUUCUGUCUUAAGAAAGUAAUAAAAAUAUAUUAGUCUUUUCACCUACCCAAUAUCAAAUACUAUGCUGCAUUUGAGGAAGGUAGUUUUUGCAGCUAUUCUACUAUGGGCUUCUUAACUAAAAUCAAGAGGUCAAUAAGACAGAAUGAUAACAACAGAGACAAAAAAUGAACAUAUAAACUUAUUAACUUGCUUUAUAUUGUCAGAUGAUUUGUCUGUCUAACUUGGCGUUGUCUCCUCUGACUAGCUUUACAAGACUUGAGUUGAGGUCUUCCCUGCUACCUUAGAUGCUUUAAUUCAGGAGUGAGGAACAGGAUCCAGUCAGUAGGCUAGAUCCUGACCUCUCCCCCGCCUGUGGGUCAUUUUGACAGGUUUCUAUAGCAUUAAGAGACCCAUCCAUGUGUAAAAAGCACUUCCAAGUAGCUGGUUUUCUAAUUGCAUCAAUCCCUUAUGUCACAUGGAGUUUCACUCCAGAGAGUUCCAAAAGAUUUUUGGAAUGAUUUUUCAGUAUCUGCCAGAGCCUAUGGAAGGAAGAGCAGUCCUAGAAGGCCCCAGCAUAUGUGCAGAACACUGAAAAGCCCUUUGGAUCACAGUAAAGUUUAAAUUUGUGGCGUGUGCAUUAGGCAACUGAAUGUUCUAACUUUUUUUCUGAAACAUUGCAUUUGUACACGGUUAUUCACAUAUAGAUAUUAUAUGAACCUAUAUGCCAUGUUACUAUAUGUGUUCAUAUUCUCUUUUUACUUAGUGGAAAGAGACACCAAUGGUGCAUUGUUGGCAGAUGCAUUAUGUGUUCAAUGUGAUGGGAAAGGGAAGUCAUUUGCUACUUCAAAUGCAUUAAAUAACAUGUAAGUAUUCUUUUUGUUGAAGACUUGCUUUGGGAGAAGGGGUUGUUGAUUUAUUCUUUUAUUCAUGCACAAAUAUACAAAACUGGUAGUGCAAUUGAUACAAAUUUGCAAAAAGUUGCAGGAAUAUGGUUGUAUGUAGUGCUUUUUUUCUAAAAAUUGUUUAGGGGUACUCUCAUUUUCCUACUCCUAUUGAAAUACUGCCCCUCAAUGAGGCCAAACUUAGAUUCACAAAAUGUUUAGGGGAAUGCAUUCCCCCGGGAAAAAAGGCUGGUUGUAUGCAAUAUUACCCAAGUAACAUUCCAUGCAUGCAGUCUUACCCUCAUCUCCCCAUUCACCACAAAAUCCAUUUCACAGAGGCCACCAACCCUUUUGGAGCAGACUUUGAAGGGGGCUGCAGGGGAGAGGAGGAGGAAGUUCUGUUGUGCAAGUAGAACGCUGCACUGUGAGCUGAACAGCAUUGCAUACAACCUAUAAUUUCAAACUUUCUGAAGCGCUCCCAUGUUUAAAAGAAAAAUGGAAUCAGAUCAGAUACAUUUUCAGCUUUAUAAGUCAUAGUUUAACUAAAUGUCAGGUCUGUGUGGUUUGCCCUUCUUCCUCCUUCUAACAUAUGUUGGCUUUGGUGCUCCAGUCUUUGUCUCCUUAUAGCCGUUUCCUGCAAUAUUUUUAGAUUUAGGACCCGCCUUUAACACAAGCAGCUUCUUAGUUUUUUAACCAUAUAUUUCCCUGCUGGUGUUACCCACUUUAGGCUGGGUUGCAAUCCAGUAGUGGGUUCUUACUCAUUGGUUGAAGACCAAUGCUUUAAAGCACAGUUCCCCAUUACAGCUGAAAUUGGGAACCUCAGUUUUAUGUCAGGUUUCUAAAAAGGAUUUAAACUUGGUUAGUGAACUGAUAGAAUUCAGUGUUGUGCUAUGACAAAUGUUCUAGCUACACAAGCAUUUUACCUGUACACUAUUUCAGGGGUUCUCUUGAGGGACCCCCAACCAGCCAAUUUCAGAGGGCACAGUGGGAGGAGAGGGGGGAAAGUCCCAUAAUGGGGAACUGGCUUGAAGAUACCAGAUCUGGAGCACUAGAGGAAACCAAUGGAAAACUGAAGCAAGGAGGCUCAAACCCAACACUUGUUCCUAGCUUUCUAUAUUGUAGUUUAGGAAGCUGGCAGUGAUAUGUCCAAAAAGAUCCAUUUUCAAGAAAUUACUGAUAGCAUGCAAAAGGAAGCUGAUUCUGGAAUAUAAGGGCAGUAGUUUUUCUGUAUAGGUGGAAGAGAAAGUUCAACUCAACAUCCUCCUAAACAUGUGCAUCAUUGAAAAAACCUCAGUAUGUUUUUGCUACUUUUUCAGUGCUGAAAAAUAUGUGUAAACCUAUAGCUGCCACUUGAAGAUAUUUCUAUGAGGAGAACAAGACAUUAUAGAAAAUGCUAGGUAUCAGGCAAAAAUAGCAUUCCCACAUCUAUGCCACAUCUCAUCUGAAGCAUCAGGUGAAAGUCACUGAGGGAAAUCAAUACAUCAUUCUGCUAGUUUACCCAGCAGCAGCCUCCAAUGCUUAUGAAGCUAGCAUGAGAAAAUCCAUAGUGUGAUCAUAUUGCAUCACAUAGUGAGUUUCAUAAGAUAUUAUGGUAGGAACAAGACACAGUGAUAUCAUUUUUUGCAGCAUUUUUGUCUUCCAUAACUCUACUUAUCUCUCACAAGCAUAUCUGAGUUGGAUACUCUGAACUGUUAGAUAUGUGCACCUGAUAGAACAAAUGGUACAGUCUGAUUUUCACAAAUGCGGCAAGUCUGUUCUCUGGUGUUGCCUAUGUGAUGUUAUUACAUUAUAAAGGAUUACUAAACUAUAAGGUAUGAAAUGCCUUCAAGAAAUGCCUUCACAUUCUAUUUUUAUCUUUUUAGGUGUAUAAGAUGUGAACCAACAUUCAUCAGUGUAAACAAGUCAUGUAGCUGUUCUGAGCCCAAUAUUUUAGUAAGUAUAAUAGGACAUCUUUGGGAGAAGGAAAGGCUAAGGAAAUAACCCCUACACAAAUCUGGAGUGGAGUCCCUAAGACAGUUGGAUGGUGUCUUGUAUGCCUCCUUCUUGCAACUCCUGCAGCCAGGUUGGUGCCACAUGCAUUGCUCUGCUUUUCUUUGGACCUCAUAAACGAGGUCAAGCGGGGGUCUUGUUAUCUGGGCAGCCCAGGACCUCACUGCUCAGGCGUGCACCCCAGGUGAGGUCACCGGUGCUGCUAACGCAGCAAAAACAAUGCAAGAGGCAGCAGUUAGGAGUUACCAGUCUCUGCAGCUACAGCGGGCGCUUUGAUUCUGCAGUGAUUUGACUUUGCCCCCAGAGGUGUGCUGCAUUGUUCCUUGAGACGGAUGCCAACAAAAUAAUAGGACAGUAUGUAGGAGAAGCAGUAUGAGUUAUAUCCCACAGUGGGAGGUUUGCUCAUGUAAGCUACCUUCCCUCUCAUCACAUCCCAGGUCCCCUGACCCUCAAAAGGUGCAAUGUCACGGUACUGCAGUAAGGGAAGGACACAGAAAAGGCCCAUUGUGCAAGUGGGAUUCUGCUCGCCUAACUGGAUUCAUGCCUCUUUUCAUUUGUGACAAAGCUAUUCUAAUUCUAAGCCUCUGUCUUUAAAAGUAGAUAUUUACAUAAUUUGAUUUUUUUUUAACUAUCUUUUCAGACAGGAGGUUUAUGCUUCAGAAGUACUGGGAAUUACCCCCCAAAGGGAACUGCAACAGUACGCUUUGGAAAGCUAGUAAGUCAUAAUAAUAAUCAUUUUGUUUGCAUGCUGCCACAGAGUGUUUGCAGACAUUCAAGGUGAUACAUUUACACUUAAAAUGAGCACACAUACACGUGUGCGUGCACACACACACACACACACACAUCCAGCAACAAUAGAAAUACAUCAAUCAAUGCAAAAAUAUAAGUACAUCAUAGAUAUAAGAGCAUAAAACUAAACCCUCAUGGAGGAGUCGUGCACAAGAGCGUUGUCCCUCCUGUGGUUUCCACCAGCUGAUAUUCAGAAGCAUUACUGCAUGCCAAAUGUAUCCACACUAUGUUAGUAUGAAGAACAAUAAAACAAUUUAUAUCAAAACAGCAAUAUGCAAUGCAAUAAAUAAUCGUGUUUACAUAUCAUUCCAAAAAUUGGUUACUCUAACUAUAAUUCAUUGCAUUAAGUAAAUAAUUGUUUUUUAUUCAUUAUUUAUCCCCCUUUUAUUGUGCUCCUUAUCUAACAGAUACCUGUUUUGUGGUUGCAAAACAUAUAUGAGAGCCAGUGUGAUAUAGUGGUUAGAAUGUCAGAGUAGGACCUGCAAGACCAGGGUUCAAAUGCACACAUUUUCUCUAAAGCUCACUGGGUGACAUUGGGCCAGUCACUGCCUCUCAGCCUAACCUACCACACAGGGUUACUGUGGGAUUAAGUGAGGAGGGGAAGAACCAGUGCUUUUUUUUCAGGGGGUGCUCAAGGGUACAGCGUACCAGCUGUACCAGCACCUGGGGGGAUGGGGGGUGUUGGGGGAUGUUAAAAAGUGUGGCACUUACUAUAACAACUUCAUGGUGAGUACCUGCACUUAUUUUUCUAGGAAAUAAAGCAGUGGGGAGAAGCAUUUACAACACUGAGCUCCUUGGAGAAAACAAUGGGAUAUAAAUACAAUAACAUAAAUAAUACAACUGCUAUAAAUAUUUACAGAAGCACCUACUGCCCACUAGCAGCAUAUUACUCCAAAAGCAGAAUAAAGUUUCUGGUAUCCAUGACAGUUCAAUCCUCCCACAACAACAGUAGCAUUAAAAAGAGAGCACAAGCCUCUAUGAGGUGAGGGCCUGCUCUUCUACCUUGAACCAAAACAAUUUGCUGUAACCAUUUUGACUUUCUGGUCUUAUUUAUAGGGCAUCACCUUGAUAUCAGCAUGGUUUUCAAAAACCUACAAGCGUCAGCAGCUGCUUGCUGGGUAAGCUUUGAAAGUUUUCUCUUUCAACAGGAUUAUUGAUAAGUAUUACUAAUACACAUAGUUUAUUAUUUUGGGCUUCCAUGGAUAAUCUGUGUAUUGAAACCUGGUUGCAAUUUUCCCUGGUGCUUUGAGGUAUUGAAACAGUGUAGAAGUGUAAAAUGUGCUUCAGAAUGCCUCUUCCCAGAGUUACUUAAAACUUCUCAAAGCAUACAAAAAAAACUUAAAAGAGCUAGAAAUUGUAUUCUAAUAUGAUAUUGUCAGUUUUAAAAUAUCUUUACAAUCUUGUAAUAAUUGUCAUUGGCUUAUCUCCUUGCAGCUGUACUCCAACCUUACAUCUUGCCAAACACUUGGAAAUAUGUGUGUGAUGAACAUGAAUAGUUUGAGCUCUGCCAGCACAGAUGCAUGUGGUCUAUUUCAGUAUGUUUUUGCAAAUACUGCUGGACUUGGUACUGUUCAUUCCAUAUCAUUUUGGUAUGUGGUAUUUGCUAUUCAUAGAUAGAUAGAUAGAUAAUCUAGAAAUUAAUAGUUGCAACAAACAUCAUGUAACUGUUUGCAGGAGACAGAACCUUCCAUGGCUAUACUAUGGUGACCAGCCAGGAUUAGCAUCACAGGUUCUUGACACAACCCAGUUUCCUGCUAGUUUCACUUUUAAAGGAACAAACAAAGUAAGUUACAAUUUUUUAUAUAAAAAACCUUUGAGUCCAGGUUUAUUCUUCGUGUGAUUGAGUUAUGAUGGGAUUGCACAGGUUGCCAGUUUUCCUCAGAAUUUUAAUGUGUACCUUGUAAUUGAGGCUGCAGUCCUCUACUCCAGGGGUGGGUAACCUGCAGACCAAACAGAGAAAGAAAGAUCUGGGCCUCUGGCCAGAAAAUAUUCCCCACCUCUGCUCUACUCCAGGGGUGAUUCACUACGUUGGUCUAGAUGACUGGAUCAUUCCUUAGCAAAAGGACUUGCAUUUGGCACGAUGUACAUUUGGUGCCAAAUGCAAGCCCCACAGCGAUUGGUUCUGGUCCACUGAGGCUAGCAUUCAGCACUAAAUUUAAACAGUGGCAAAUGCAAGUCCAGUUGCUAAGCAACAGUUCAAGCAAGUUCAAGUUUAUUGCGGCCAAAGCCAGUGACACUAAACAUCCCAAGAUCAGACAACAAGAAAUCAGCAACAACUUCAGAGAAGAAAAAAGGUUACACAAGGGAACUUCGCAGUGUGCCAUUCGACAGAAGAGAUUUACGUUUCUUAAUUACUAAAGUGCAAAAUUUAGCCACCUCAUAUGAUACUGAGCUUGAGGAAUCUUCCAGGAGGUAUUUUCGAAGAAUUUCAGGGGAGGAUUCCAAAUAAUAUUGAAGGGGUAUAAAUUUUGAUAAAAGCGGUAAAAUAAGUUGAGCUCGUUCUUCACUAUAGAAUUCGCAAGAUAGAAGAAUGUGUGUGACAGAUUCUACCUUAUUAGACAUACAAGGGCAGAGACGCGCAUGCAUUGGAACCCGCGUGAAUUUGCCGUACAGCACUGCUGAGGGCAUUGUCUCAAAGCGGGCUCUAGAGAAAGCCCAUCUAUAGGCUUCGCUAGUGAUGUUGGUUAAGUAAGGGGCAGCUGUAAAAUUAGGCCAAGCUUUUAAACAUCUAUACGUCUCUGGGAGUAGGGCGCCUUCUUGUUGUAAUUCGAUAUCAUAAAGUCUCCGAGUAAUAGUAGCUUUUGCCUUGUUCAGAGUUCCAAUAAAAAUAUUUUCAGGGUUUAGGCCAAUUUGUUUGAUCUUGUUAGUUAUUUGCAUAAGCCAAGGAGGAUAGGGAACUGCGGCCAGGAAGCAAGGUAAUAGACCCUUAGGAUUGUAAUGGAUUUUCAGCCAGAGGGAUAUUGCUUGUUCCCAGACUUUUAAUUCCACUCUGGGCAGUCCUGCCUCUUGCCUUAAGACUGCAUUAGGUGUACACUUAGGGGUAGCAAAUAAUGAUCUUAAGAAUUUAGAUUGUACUGUUUCAAGGGUCUUAAGGUUGGCAGAGGGGCUAAUUUGAGAGCCAUAUAGAAGUUGGGCUAAAGAUUUUGCCUGAAAGACUGUUAGGGCCAUCGGGAGGAAGCCAGCUCCUUUCCUUCUGAAUAAUCUAAGGAUAGCAUUUGCACUUCUUUCUGCUGAUAUAGCUGAUGUGGUCAAGUGUGCUGAGAAUUUGGCAUUAUAAGAGAAAGUAAUGCCUAAAUAUUGGAAGGUCUUAGUCUGUUCAAUGGCGUUUCCCUUUACGCUCCAAUUAUCCUUCCUGAAGGAGCGGUUAAAAUGUACAAUUUUGGUUUUGGCAAAGUUAAUUGUUAGCAGUUCAGUGUUACAUUGGUCACUAAACUUUCCUAAGGCACGUUUCAGACCCACUUUGGUUUGAGAGAGAAGAACAGCGUCAUCCGCAUACAUUAAAAUUGGUACUUUUCUGCCAUUAGAGAACACAGGGGGGUGGGUUUCAAUUUCACGGCAGCAUGUGACCAGGGAGUUAACAUAGAUGUUAAAUAGGAAUGGGGCUAAUAGGCAUCCUUGUCUAACUCCUCUUUGGACUGGGAUUUCUCUAGAGAGUCUGCCGUCCUGUGCAAGUCUUAUCUGGAGGGUAUUGUUCUCAUGAAGCUUAAUCAUCAGAAGUAAUAACCUUCUGUUAAUACCCAUAUUGGCCAAUUUGGCCCAGAGCCUGCUCCUAGAUACAGAAUCAAAUGCUGCCUUUAGGUCCACAAAGGCCGCAUAUAAUGACUUUUUCCAAUAUUUCGCAUACUUAUAGACAAAGUAAUCUAACACUAAGCAGUGAUCAAUGGUGGAACGUCCGGAUGUAAACCCUGCUUGUUCAAUUUCUAGCAAGUUGUUAUGAUCUAACCAUUCCCAUAAUUUUAGGCAUAGAUGUUUUGUAUAAAGUUUACAGAUCACAUUCAGGAGACUAAUUGGUCUAUAAUUAGAUGGAUCAGAGGGGUUGCCCUUUUUAAAUAUGGGAACAAUUAUAGCUAGUCCCCAAUCUUUAGGGAUUUCAGUUGUCUUGUCUAUAUAUGAAAAUAGAUUUGCAAGGACCGGGGCCCACCAGUUUAUUUGCGCUUUCAAAAGUUCAGCGACAAUGAAAUCACUUCCUGGGGCUUUGCCAGAUUUCAUUUGUAGAAUUAGCGAAGCGAUUUCAGUUUCAGAUGUUGGGGGCCAUGGUGUAUCAUUAUCUAAGGGGAUGUUAAGCGGCGCAGAAGGACAAUGUUCCCUAAACAGCACUUUAUAGUGCUCUUCCCAUGAAUUUGCAGGGAUUAUUGUGCCCUCAUUAGGAGCUUUGGUUUGACUGGAGAUGAUUUUCCAGAAGUUAGAAUUGUCUUUUUCUAUUGACGCUUUUAUGAGGGCCUGCCAGAUGAGAGAGUCUGCGGUUCUUUUUUUGGUUUUUAAUAACUCUUUGUAGUUCUUUUUUUUAAGUUGUAACUCCAAUUUAGUGAUAGGGUUAGGAUUUUGCUGGAAGACCUUAAAGCAUUCCCUGAGUAUAAGUUUUGCCUGAGUGCAUUCGUGGUCAAACCAUGUUGGUUGGUAGGGGAGUCAUUUUGGUUAGAUCUUCUGGGUCUUGACAAUAACGGUUGGAGUUUUCGGAUUAAUGUGUUAUAAUGGUCGAUUGGGGAGGUCUCUUCAGUGUCGUUGGAAGUCAGAUCAGCCCAGAGGAGUUGACCUUCCAUUGAUUGUGUCCAAAUACCAAAAUGGUUAUUAACAUAAGGGGACCAUUUAAUUCUGGAUCUACCUAUUUGUUGUAAAGCGCUAGGAUCAGGAGUCUGCGGGGCAAGCCCACAUCUAGAGGGUUCCCAAAAUUCAGUCCUUUUAAGAUUUAGGGGUAAAUGGUCACUUUCGGUUCUUAUAUCUACAGUAAAUUCAAUAUAUUCAUCGAAAAGUUCUUGGGAGACAAGGAUGUAGUCAAUAACAGAAUGCCUUAGGCCUGACCAGUAAGUAAAUUGGCCAGGGCAGUCCCCCGAGGAGAGGCCGUUUAAAAUAACAAGGUUUAAUCUAAGUGCCAUUAAAAAAAGACAUGUACCAGCAAAAUUGGUGACUGGGUCAAGUGAGUGACGCCUGAAUAGGGGCCAAUAUUCAUCAUUAGCAUUUAGGGGACCCAUUCCACUUUCCUUGAUUAAUUGUUCGUCUGAGUGGCCUAGCCUUGCAUUAAAAUCCCCACCAAUAAUUAAGGAGGCAGAAGGAAACUUAUUUGAGACAAGGAGAAUGCAGUCUUCCAGUUCGUUCCAGAUGUUUUUAAGAUCAGUUUGUUUCAUAAGUGGGUGAAUAUAAACAUUGAUGCAUAUGAUCUUAAAAUGGGUGGAGAAUAUUUUAACGGCCAAAAUCCAUUUUUAUCGAUUUUCAAUUGGAUAGGGAGGCUCCUAGAUCUGUCGAUACGAAGGUGCUCAAACCUCCCGCCGGUCUUCCGCCUUUUGGGCCGAUUGAGGCAGGGGAAUGGAAAGCAAAGUAAUUGUGUAGUUCGAAAGGAUUUUGCAUCCAGGUUUCUUGGAGCAGGAUGAUCUUGAACUGUGAUACGUAGGUUAAAACGUCUUUGUCCCUUGUUUUCGAUUGCCAUCCAGCAACGUUCCAGGAUAGUAGUAGGGGUGAGAGUCAUUUUGUCUCUUCAAUAGCAUCUAGGGUUUUCCCGGGGUCGUGGAAGAUGCAACCAUUGGAUGGUUGAGUCUCCGGUAAUGUGAUUAGGGCGCCACAGAGAUUUCGGCGUGGAUUUCAGAUGGGCAGAGUAGAGGUGUGUGUUCUGCCGUGACCUGAGGAGAUUCAUGACCCAUUUUUCGCUCCAAGUUAGGUGGAAUAUUUGCCUCUUUUAUGGGCGCUAGAUCUUCAAAGUUGCGGAGAUAGAGUAAUAACUCAUCUAGUCUGUCCGUUAUCUCUGUUUGUUCGGCUUUUGGCAGAUGGGAGAAGGAGACAAGUAAUUCCUGCUCCAUCGAAUUCUCAAGAUGAGUAGCCUUUGAUAGGAGGGGCAUGGGGGUCUCUGUCCAACUAAUUAAGUCUGAGGGUGGAGAGGUAGAGCUCGUAGUAGAUGGAAUGCCCUCAUUUUUAAUUGCUUUCCUUUUAACUGGAGAGUAGGGAAUAAGAGGGCAAAUCUUAGUGUUGAUAAAAACUCUUGUGAUAAAAAUUCUAUAGUUAGUCAGGUAGCUUCGUAAGGACAUCAUAUAAGUUGGAAGCUUUUUGGAAUCAAAGGUGAGCAGUAUCCUCUGCAUGUGUGGCUUGCUGUAAAUGUGGACAGCGGAUUUCAGAUCGAUGGAAAGAGGAUCUACGCCCAGAAGCUCAGCCAAAUGCCUUCUUGCGACAUGUGUAGACGACCAGUUAACAACCUGACCUUUGAAGGGAAGGAUAAUUAAACAAAGUCUAGUGGCUUGUAACGAAAGAUUAUAGGAAGAUAUGGUGUGUGAAUCUUCCAUAGAUUGUUCGUUUUCAGAUUUGCAGCCAGUCUGCGGGGUUAAACGUAAUAGGGCAGGUACUCUGGGCGUUGGUUCAGCCCUAUCCUCCGGUGAAACGUCUACAGGGCUGACAUUAACUUUUGGGGAUACAAAGGAUGUAAUAUUCUCUAAGGAGCCUUUGAUGUCUCUUAUAUAUUUAAAGAUACAGUCCACGGUUUUAGCCACUAGGUCUAACGUGGUAGAGUGUUCAAGCAAUAAUUCAGAGAGAUAGUUUGCUAAGCAACAGUAAAAAGCACAUGUGUAUGCUUCUGAUUGUUCCUUGGCAGCCACAACUUUACCUACUCGCACAUGGCAUCAGGUGAGCAAUAGGUCGUCAUGGAUGGGCCCAAAUACUGGCCUAGUGGGCCCAGUUUGGCUCAUGGGUGAGACAUUCCCCACCCGUGCUACACUCAUCUGGCAGUAAGUACAAUUUAGUUCAGAGAGGCUUAAUUCUGAACAGACAUGUAAAUGAUUGCACUUUUGCAAUAUAAACUACUUUAAGUAUCAGUCAUAAAAUCAGAAAGAUUGGGGGGGGCAAUAUACAUGAAAUGACCAAAAUGUUUGUAAUUUCAGCUCUAAUGUUUUGGAGAGUUUGGUUCUACGUUACGCUGGCAUACCUGCUAGGUUUGAUUUCCUUGACUGUCUUCCCAGCCAAACUGAUCUUUUACUUUACCCAAAGAAGUUGAAUUCUCUUCAAGCACUUUAUUACUGAGUUUAUGCACAGCAGCUCAGCUAGUGUUUAACAGGAAGCAGGGCUUGCAGACAGGUUGAUAACCAACUGAUGGUUAUAUGUUGCAUAUUAUAUAACUGUAAUGUAACUCUGAAAUGAUUUUUAAUUUCUAGACCAAACACAUAGCAUGUACUCCAUAUUGUUUGUUUUGCUGAAGCAGUUUUAUUAUACACUUUAGGAACAUCUUGGGGUCUGGUUUAUUAUACAAAAUUCAGCUUUCAUUUCAUUGAUAAGUUUUUGUUAAAAUAUGGACUUCGUUCCCCACAAUAGUUUGAGAACAACAAACUAACUUUUCACACUUGCAUGGUAUUGUGCGUAUUAUAUAAUGCAGCUACCUGGUAAAGCAGGAGAUUUAAAUUUGAUAUCUAAAUUUCUUUAGCAAAAUUAUAGAGGAGGAAGUGAAAUGCUAAUAAUAUUUUUGUUUUGUUUCAUGUGUGCUGUGAGAAAUGUCUAAAAUAUAAAAUCUCAGUUUUUAAAGGCACUUUUAUCUUCAUUGACAGAAUAUAAAAUUGCAGUUUAUUGCUGCUUCAUAUGAUGCAGGGGGAAAUUUUCUUAAAUGGCAGUAUUUAGAAGGUGGUAUUUUGCAGGUAAGCUUGCGUUUGUUAUUUAUGAUACAUCAUGGAUUAAAUUUAGAGCCGUGAACUAAAUGAGGGAAAGAAUGAACACAUCAUUUCAAAGCAUCUAGUAUUUAGCAUAUCUCUUUUUUCUGUGGCCUCAUAGUUUGUAAAUAUGUUGGUCAGCAAAGAGGGGGGAAAUGGCUCAGUCCAAUACUGUUCAUGGUUCUAAUGAACAUGCAGAGAUCCAACUAAGCUGGAUCUGGCUUGUUACUUCAGUGUCUGGAGAAACUUUGUGUACAUAGACUCUGCUAUUGAAGUGAAUUUGACAGUUCGUGCUCAUAUAGGGUUUUGAAUAUGCAGUGGAGCCCCAUGUGCUGCCCAGAGCCACUGAAUAGAGGGCACUUUGAUUAUUAAUCAUCAUUUUUUUCAUUCUCUGCAAGUGUUCUGUUCACGUUUUACACUACCUGUUUGCUUUUAUUCAUCAUUUACAUAUUAAGUUAGCAGAGGGAGCUGAGUUGACUAAGUUUAUUUCUUUUUUCCCAUCCACAUACGGCAUAGUUCGACCUGCCUGUCCUGAGAGACUAUUUCUGAAAUGUUUGAAAGAUUAAUUUGCUUUGGUGGAAUGUGAAAGAAGCAAAGUUGGCUUUUAAAGGACCAGCUACUGUCACAAUAUUUAUUCUGUUACUUUUAAAGCUUAUGUUUACCUUUUAUUAAAAAGUGAUAAAUGCAGCAGUUUGUGUUUUGUGUUUCUUCGAGGGGGUACUAAGUAUGUGAAGACUGCACUAAAAUAUGCAAAAUGUUUGAUGAUUAUCUUUUUUAAACUGCAGCUUUGCCCAGAUACGCUAACUAAACUGAAUGCUGCUUACAUUUUUGGGACAACUUAUCAACAAAAAGUAAGAGUAAUUUAAAACAAUAUUAUAUACCGGUAUGUUCAUGCAAGCUGGAGAAGGUGCAGAAAAGGACAACCCAAAAGAUUGGGGGCGGGUGCCAUUCCCCUGCAAGGAAAAGUUACAGCACUAGAGCUUUAAAUGAAAAACAAUCCCGGUAGGGGUAGGAGGAACAUGAUCAAGGCUCAUGAAAGAAUGCACUGUGUUGAGAAAGUAGAUAGAAGUUUUUCCUCUUUCUCUUAUAUACUAGAAUCAUGGGUCACCUAAUGAAGUUGAAUGUUGGGAAAUUCCAGACAGGUAAAAAGAAAGUACUUUGCAGAGCCCAUAGUGAAACUGUGUUGUUGUUUAGUCGUGUCCGACUCUUCAUGACCCCAUGGACCAGAGCAUGCCACGCACUUCUGUCUUCCACUGCCUCCCACAGUUUGGUCAAACUCAUGCUGGUAGCUUCGCGAACACUAUCCAACCAUCUUGUCCUCUGUCGUCCCCUUCUCCUUGUGCCCUCCAUCUUUCCCAACAUCAGGGUCUUUUCCAGGGAGUCGUCUCUUCUCAUAUGGUGGCCAAAGUAUUGGAGCUUCAGCUUCAGUAUCUGUCCUUCCAGUGAGCACUCCGGGCUGAUUUCCUUAAGAAUGGAUAGGUUUGUUCUUCUUGCAGUCCAUGGGACUCUCAAGAGUCUCCUCCAGCAACAGUGAAACUAUUAAACUAUUAAAUGCAUUACUGUGAGAUGUAGUGAUGGCUCCCAACCUGGAAGACUUUAAAAGGGGAUUAGGCGAAUUCAUUGAGAAGAAGGCUUUUAAUGAUUACUAGUUAUGAUGGCUAUAUCAUACCUCCAGGCUCAGAGGCAGUUUUCCUGUGAAUACUGGUUGCUGGGGAAUAAAAGCAACAGAGGGCUAUUUAUCCUCAAGCCCAGGUUGUGGGCACCUCAUGGAAAUCUGGUUGGCCACCGUGGGAAACAAUAUACUGCCCUAGUUAAACCAUCGGUUUAACCCAGCAGCGCUGCUCUUGCAUUCUCAAGAGGAGAAAUGCAGCUACUUUUCAAGUCUGAUACUCUGCUCUGCAAAAUAAAUUUUGAUGCAGAUUGAAUCAUUUCUCUGUACAGUCGCUAGAAAGCAAUUGCAUGUCUAUACCUUUCAUUCUGUGAAAGGGUAGAAUUUAUUAAGAAUUCCAGGGGACCAAUUUGCAGCUUCUGAGUUUUUCAGGGCUUUUAUUGGAACAGUGAAGAUACAUAUUUUAUUCUGGUUCAUUUUACCUUUAUGCUCUUUUUCUACAGUGUACAAUAUCGGUUUCCAAAAUUUUAAAGGAUUAUUCUAAUCCUAUAUUUUAUGAUGUGUUCCUUGAAUAUUAUGAUGAAGAAGAUGGACAACAGUACCUUUGGGCAGUGCCAGUGUUAAACUUAAAUCUUCAGUAUAAUGAAAUGUUUGUGAACCGAGGUAAGAACAUUCAGUCUCUAUUCUCAGUGAGUUUAGAUUAUAUACAUUCUGUUACAUGCAAUAAUUCUAGGUUUUUGGCAACAUAUUGUUUCACUAUAAUUAUGUUUGUGAUGUAAUAUCACACAAGUCUUCUUUUGUAAACAGUCACCUUGUUUGAACAUAAUGUGACAAAGUCACAAACCUUUUUUCUCCUGAGGACUGCAGUUCAUUGUAAUGCAUGUUGACAAUUGAUGGUACCAGAGCCAAGCGACAUUCUUUGUUGCUCCCCAUAAUCUUACAAAAGAAAGGGUAGUGGUGGUGAUCUAACGAAAGAGAGAGUGAGUGCUGGGUGGCAAUAACUUUAGUAUUACAUGAAGAAGCCUCAGGUUGCCCUCUCUUCCAGUGCAGCACUUAAAAAUACGCUUUCACUUCUGAUUUCAGUUAAUUUGCAAUUUACUGUUGCACGUGAACUCUAAACUAUUUUUUUUAAGAAGCUAGCUUCAUGAACCACUGCUUUAAAUUGAUAGUUUCAGUAAAGCAUAGUUAAAACUAACCACAGUUUGUCCAAUUUUCUCAUGGCCUCAGUAGAGGAGGGAUGGGGGGAGGCACACAGUCCUGAGGCUCAUUCACAUAACGCUACACCAUAGUUUAGUGUUAUGUCCAAACAAGGUCAUUGACUUCAAGGAGAAUUUGAAAUGUAGUUUAUAUGAAGAGGUUGUUGAUUUUGAAAUGAGAGUCAGAAUUUUGAUAGAUCAUUCUUAUUACAGCUUUCCCUGUUGAAUUAGAAGCAUGACAUAGUAAACCUGCAUCUGAAAACAAGGAAAUGUUCAUUUCUCUCUGAAAAUUUACUUGCCCUAGUUUCUUUACUACUUAUCAUUUUCACAUGUUAAUAUUUUUUAAAGCAUGUUUCAUUAUUUCUUCAUUACACUGCUACUGUUCUAUAUUUAAGUUUUUUGCUUUGAAAAUUUAAUUUUACAUUUUUUUAAAAAAAGGUAGCAAUAUGAACAAUUGGCUUUUGACGCGUCGAAUGUUUUUGGUGGAUACUUUAAGUGGACAAGAAAAUGACUUAGGAAACCAGCCAAGAAUAAUCAGAAUUGCUAGUGAAAUAACAAUCAGGUGAGAUCACAUGACAAGGUACUACCAGCUAUAGAUUCCGAAUUAUAAAUUUGACAUUACCAUGAUUAACUUAUAAUUUACUUGUUAUCAUUAUUUACGUUAUUUGUUGUGAGAAAAGAUUUAAUAAAUUUUGCAAGGCACUUAGCAUACUAACAACGCAAUCCUGCAUGUGUUGGCUCAGAACUAAUGUGCUUUUAAAAUUUAAUGGCAUCUUGCCUCUUUGGGAAUGGAAGACAGUUUAAAAGGAAAACCUAUUCUGUACAUAUGGUUCAUUACAGAAAAUCAACAGUUCUUUUACUGCAAGGCAGACUAAAAUUAAUUUAAUUUUUGACUUUGUGUAUGCACAUCACAGUUGAUUAUUAUAACCAUUGUUAAAAUAAAGUUUUAUUGAUCAGAGAGCCCAGUUUUUGUUUAGUGUCUAACUUCUUAUCACCUUUUAUUUCCUUGUUAACAUUGUGUUGUGUAUAUUUCUGCAGUAUUCGUCUUGUGCCUAACACUCAGAGAGGAGCCAUUUAUCCCCCUCUGAUUACAAUUGCGUACAGUGAUGUUCUGGUUCAGAAUCCCGGUGCUGAGAAUGUGGUGGUGAGUUCCUAUGUAGCUCCAGCAAUUACUUGAAUUUCCCUGGCAUCAUUCAGCAGUAAAUCAAUCAAUCAAAACUGGUAUAGGUGAGGUACAUAAUGCCAAGGAAUCGAAUAAUGAACACUAUUUACGAACUAGCAAAAAUAAUAAGGCCAUAACGGUACAGAUUUCACAUUUUAAAUUAACAGCAAAAUCAGGCAUGUUUUCAAAAGGGUCAGAAUAUACUGAAUAAAAAUAAGCUCUUCCUUCUUGUACCCUGCCUGCCUGAUGACUGUCCAAAAGGCAGCAAAUUCAUCUAUGAAGAUUCUUCAGUUUUGUUCAAACUUAUUGCGGAAGAAAUGGUUCUGAUGAACAAGUAGUAGUUUCUGCUUUCCCCAUGUGUGUAGCUGUGUUGGAGGCAACAUGUCUCUGAAUACCACUUGCUGGGAACCACAGGUGGGGAGAGUGCUGUUAUGCUCAGGUCCUGUAUUUGGGCUUCCCAUGAGCAUCUGAUUGGCCUGUGAGGACCGGUUGCAUGACUACAUUUGGCCUGAUUCAGUUUUUUUUUCUUACAUUCUCAUGUGUAUGGUCCUGGUCCUCUCCUCCUAUUACUUCUUGGUUCCUAAAUAGGGCUGCAUCUGGAAUUUCCUGGACAUAGCUGGGAUUCAUCCUUCAAAAAUGGCGUCUGGGUGGAAUUUUCAAAAAUCGCUUGAAAUGUCCAGGGAAACCCAGUUGUAUGGCAGCCCAUAUGGGAAGUGGUGUGUAUUUUUGGGUUUUUUUAUUUCCCCCCAAAUAGCUUAAAAACUUAACUUUGCCCCAAAAAUAAUAAAAGCUCAGCCUUAUAAUUGCAACCAACUCAUUGCAGGAGCAGUGAUUGCUAGAUAGGAUUCAGUAGUGGUGUCACAUGUCCCCAGCUACACCCUGGUUCACUGCUACCAGUGGCUGCCUCUACCAAACAGCCCAAAGCUUUCCUGGGUCUUGACGACAUCAUCUUUAGGUAGCGUGGCGUAAUAGACACACAGAGACCACAAGGCUUUAUGAACCAAAUUUUAAAGCUUACUUAGCAAGCAGAUUAAUCUUAGGUAAAAAAUUUAUCUUCUGAAUGGUUGCAAGCACACAAAUCAAUCCCAAAAGAGCAAAAGGAUAAUUAAAACAGGAUGAACACAUCUAGCUAAUUUUAUCAAAAAGGCUUCCUGCUGGCUAAAAUUCUGAUAGGGAGCUUGAAAUUCUUCAGAUCUUCCUGGGAGCCACCUCUCUAUCUCUCAAGGCUACCCUGUUUCUUAUAUCCCAAUCCACAAACAAACCAAACAUCAAGAAAGUACACUUUAGUCUUAAUUCCCUCUGCAAGUCAGACUGCCUGAAAUCCAUACUUUUAAUGCCUGCUGAAGUGAAUACCUGCCAGUCAAUGUUGGCAUUAGGAAGCAAAUUAACUCCAUAAUUCCCAAACCAAACUAUCUACAAAUUUUGCAAAGUUCACUUACUGAGUAUUGGCAUGAGUGAUCUGUUGUAGUAUCUUCCAAAUCCCAGAUAAAAUUCUGUAUGUAGACCAUAGAUAUUGGCAGGCAUUUCCAACACUAUAUUCAUUCCUCGGUUAAAAAUAAUUUCAUACAAUUGCAGGCAAUUUUCAUGCAAAACUAGUAUUUCUGUUGUCAAUGACUGUGUUAUUCAUUCCUUUCAGUAAACUCCAUGGUUUCUACUGGAAAAGCUAUGCAACCACAUCUUUUCUUAAUGUAAUUCUCCCUCUUUUCAUGCUUUCAUGGCAACAAAUUCUUGUGCCAAAACUUUUAAAAGUGCUCAACACAUCGAAUUAGCGACUCUUAACUUAACAUUCUGUUUUACUUAUUUAUUUUUUAUGUAUUGUAAUUUAAUGCAGCAUGAAAUGUGGCAGUCAGGAUAGAAUGAUUUAUUGGAGUGUUAAUGGAAUUGUUUCACUGUUCAGGUUUCCUUCUCAGUCAACUAUGAAAUGAACCAGUCGGAGGCUCGCAUUCAGACUGAUGUAAGUUUUCUCUCCUCAUCAAAUGUUAAUUCCUUUACUGUAUGCUUGCUGAUUUCUGUACAAAAUGCAGCAGAAGCAUAACUCUUGAUUUAUUUAUCUUUUCCUGCAGAUAGCUCUAGGUGUUUUGGGUGGCCUGGCAGUUCUAUGGUCCCUUCUCAAGACAGCUGGCUGGAAGAGGCGUAUAGGGAGCCCCAUGAUUGACCUACAGGUAUGAACGAUCGGGAAUCCUAGCAGAUAAUACUUUUUACACAUAAUAUUUACAGUUUUAUAUCAGUUUGGAGGUAUCCAAAGUUCUUCAUGUACAUAAACCCAGUAAUCUUUACAAUUUUUGUAAAUUGGUCAUUAUUAUUAUUCCUAUAUAAUGGAAUGGGGAGGGCAAAGGUUAAUUAAAUCCUAGUGUGUUAAUGACUGAGGACUUAAGUAGUACACACACUUAACCACUAUACUACACCAUACCAACUGUUGCAGGAUAUAUGUUUCCGAGCGUAGGUCUUCUGUGCCUUUCAUGUCUCAUGUUGAGAAAAGCAUCAGAGUAGAUACUGGGGGUUAACUUGGGUAAAUAGAUCUAGGGAGAUGUUGGGAGAAUAUGGCUGUUAUACGGUAUCUGGUUUGAACCCCUGAGAAUCUUUACAGAUCAUGGAGGAUUUUGGUGAAAUGUGGAAGGAGACCCACUAGGAAACUGUUUAUGGCCAGACAAAGUCGGGAUUGUGAACCAGAAAGAUGGUCACAUCAUAGUAAGUUGUAUGAAGAAGAGCCAGAGAUCAAUGAAGCCAAAGUUGCAGAUAGUCUAAGGAAGCAGAGACUGGCAAGUGGGGAGUAAUGGACCACAGAAAUCUGUCUUUUGCCAAAUCAGUCCCUCUUGGUCAAUAUGUUACUCUAAAUGGCAGCAGCUUCCCAGGGUUUGAGACCAGAGUCUUUCUCAGUCUUACCUGGAGGUGCUGGGAAUCACUUCUUGGGCUUUCUGCAUGCAGUUUGUUCUCCCUCUCUGACUUCCGGAGCUCCCCCAGGCUAGAUAUAGGCUGGGAGGAAAGAAAAGCUAAGAAGCACAAAAUGGGAGCCUGAGCUAAAAACACUGAACCUGACCUUCAAGCUUUUACCUUCUAGUUUUUUUGUGACUGUAAGCUGUUCUAAACGGUUUUAAAUGUUGUAUUUUAAAUUGUUGUAAUCUGCCCUGGAUCUGUAGGGGUGAAGUGCAGGCAAUAAAUUAAAAUAAUAAUAGUAAUAGUAGAAGGGUUCAGUCAGGGAUGACCAAGUAGGUCUGGUGGAUCAGGGAAGGCUGAGUCUACUGCUAAUGAAGAUCUGCUGUAUUGGUGGCUUAUGGAAAUAAAUAGUUGGGCACUGGAUCCACAGUACUUGUUCAUGAUGCUUACACAUAUCAGGAUGGCAGGGGAAAUCCUGACUUUCUUUGUCUUACUGUUAUAACUAUGAAGUGAUGGCUGCAGAUCAUCCUUGGAAUUCAAAACAAAUGAAGAAUAAUUGUAUUAUUCUUUAGCUGCUCCUCUUUUUAUUUGAUAAUGGUUGCUUUUAUAAAAAGAGAUUACGCGGAGUCUUUCAAGGAGUGAUUUUUUAUUUCAUUUUUAAGGCUAUAGCUGAAUCACUGCAUAAAGUUACUAGAUACAGGUGUAGAGACAAUGUGUAAGAAUAUAAUUUCUGUCUGUCUCUGUUGGGACACCUUUCUGUAAUUGCACCUAACACAUUUGUACUCUGGUGUUGUAGACAGUUCUGAAGUUCUUGCUAUUCUACUCUGGUGACCUUGCAAAUGUUUUCUUCAUCAUCUCAGUGGGAACAGGGAUAUAUUGGCUUAUAUUUUUCAAAGUAAGUUUCAUCAUAUUGUGUUUCUUUAAAGAUGAAUAAACAAUUGUGCACAUAUAAAUGUUAGAUAUGACAUCUAAAUGUUUGUGUGUUUUGUUUUCCCUUUUUGCUUUUCUCACCAGACCAUUGAGGCAAGUUGUACCUGUAAAAUAUUCUCUGUAUUUGUCCUUUAUACUUUACCUCUUCCUCUAACUUUAAAUGUGCAUGCAGUAGUCAACAGAGAUAGUUUUUUUUUUAAAAAAAAUGCUCCAAAUCCUAAUUUUCAUCAAGCUCUCGUAACUUUGGCAAAAGCAACCACUAUUUUAAAUUCAGUUGUAGAAAUUGUAUGAUAUGAUUCAACAUACAUGUAGUUACAGCUUCUUUGAUUUAAUGAAGACCCUUCACUCCACAGGCACAGCAGUAUGUCUCUGUUCUCUUACCAUUACCAAGUCAAGAAGACAAUUUUGUUUCUUACAUUGGAUGUGCUUUUGCUCUUAAGGUAAGCAGUAGGGCCAUGCUCUGGAUUUGUCUAAGCCCUGAGCAGAAACUGGCUUGUUCAGAGGGACUCAGGCAUCAGAUGAGUCGGAUACAGAGAAGCAGAGAAGCCUCUUGCUGUUAAGCAGAGGUACCAAUACUUCCUGACACAGGGAACUCUUUUGCAAGCAAAUUCUCUGCAGACCCCACCCCCGGUCAGUUGGGAGAGGAAUGUUUUAUUAGUUUUUUUUAACUAAUUAAACAUAAGCCUUGCCCCCCAAACUAUGUUGGAACUGGAUCCAUGGUGGGGUGAGUGCCUCCCAGGUUAGCCCUGGGAGGGUCAUCCAAAUCUCAAGGGUAGGGGGAGCCUUGUGCAGAGCCCUAAUAAUUAAUUAAUACUGUGGUUAAUUUUGUCUUCUAAAUGAAAAAUUGUAUCAGGGUUAGCAUUUUUAGCACAAGCUGCAGUUCUCUCCAGUUCUGCUGUUUUCUAGAGAAAGAAAAAUGGUUUCAGUGGUAAGGUAUCACUUCUUUUAUUUGUCUUCCAAUAGCAAAAGAUUUUAAAAAGAGAGACCUAACAGCAGAAACAGGCAAAUUAAGGAGACUGGCCUUUGCUAGAACUUGAGAGGGGACUUGUAUGCAGAAUUUUGACUAGAAAGCCAAGCCAGACUCAGCCCCGCCUCUAAACUGUAGUAGUAACAAUGGACUACCAUUGGAGGACUGUGGCAAGCCUCACUCUCCCAUUCAUACCCUCACCCCAGCUGCUGCCUUGCAAUAUAGAAAUAAUGGGUUAUUGACACUAGCAGGGCACAUUUGUCUUUCAGUGUUUUAAAGCUAAACAAAAAUAUUUUUUUCAAAUGAAAUAAAACUUGAGUUGGAAUACAAUGUUUCAUAUCCAACAUUGCUGUCCCACUAAUGCAGCAGAUUUCCACUUGGGCAACAAAAGGCUCCUCUCCUCUCCUCUUCCCUUCAGCACCCCAUGCUCUCUCAAAAUCUGCUCCAGAUGUUUUAAGGGCCCUGGAAGAGUAGAGGAAGAGCAUUGGAUGCAACCCAAUAUCCAGUCUGUUUUUGCAGAGGGAGAACUGCCACUGGCUAACCACAGCUAUGCUACAAACUAUGGGCAUCAGGUUAGCCUCUUGGAGAUCAGUAUGUUGAACUAGGGAGGCCUUUGGUCUGAUCCAGCAGUGGUCUUCUAAUGUUCUUAUGUCCCAUUGAACUCAAUGGAACUUGCAUCUCCAUGUGAGUAGGAUUUACACAGCGACAGUCCCAUAGAUUUCAGGGGGACAGGUGUAAGCACAUGUUCUUUCACAGCAAUCUUUGGAAGUUAAAGGUUCCUAAUUUUUAACUGACCCAGUUAACUGACCCAGCCAAACUAGCAGCAGGUUUUUCAAGUGGAAUUACACUUUAAUAUACUACCCAUGAUCUUGAGUUGCCCCCACCAACCCUAAUGCAGCCAGCUCCUGUUGAUGGAUAUAAGAAGUGGAAAUAUUAAUCAGGAAUGAAUUUUUAUCCUAUUUCUGCAGCCAGGUUUUCUGGAUUGCAACAGAAAUUGUACAAUUCUGAAUGAUGACUUCCUGUUUUUAAUUAGUUGUCUUCCUUUCCUAAAUGCUAAUUUAGGUUUAUUUUUGUUUCAUUAAAUGGUUUCCUUAGGCACUGCAGUUUUUGCAUCUGCUUGUUUCCCAACUUACAGUAGAUAUCUUUUUCAUCGACUGGGAGCGCCCUAAAGGAAAAGUUCUUAAAGCAGUUGAAGGUAUGUGUUCCUACAGCUUCUGUCAGCCCUAGUCAGCAUUGUUAGUGGCCAGGGAUGAUGGGAGUUGCAAUAUCCAGAUAGCCACAGGCUUACCAUCCCUUUUCUACGUGAAUGUAUGGAAUAGCCCCCCAAAAUUAGGAAUAUUUCCAUGUCCCAGCUGUAGUCAGUUAAGAUACUGUUUUAUUUGAAUGUGGGCAACAUCUAACGAAGUAGCGCUGUUGACGCAAGGAUUUCCACCUGUGCAGCAGAACUCCCCGCCGCCGCCGCCGCCGCCGCCUCCUCUCCCCGUGUGCCCCUGGCAUCCUCUGCAGAAGACAUUUAGGGGGUGUAUGGAGAGAAUGGAGUGUUUCCUCGCAGAGUCUGAAGUCCUUGUGCUAAAUGAACUUUUGCAUUGGAUACCACCCUUUGUGCUGCCACUAAUAACUGGCCAUGUUCCUAUGCCUAUGGCUUCCUUUUAAAGCACUAAAUGAUUUGUGACGUAUAUAAACUAGCUGGGGCCCUAAGAUUGGCUCCAGAAGCCUGGUCACAGACACACUAUUGUGUCCCCCUCCCAUGGGAUGUAUGUUUGGCCUUCAAUUUUUAAUUGCUUUCAAACAGGCAUUAAAUACCUUUUUAUUCCUAUCUGCUUUUAAUUACUGAUAAUGGUUUGAAGUUUUUUUACGGUUUCUUUCUUGGUCUUUUACAUUAUUUGGAUUGGGAUAUUUUUAAUUCUUCUGUCUUUAGUUUUCCUGUCUUAAUGUAUUUUAUAAGUCUUUAUAUUAUAGCUUGUUUUUGAGAUUACUGUUUAUUAUAUUGUGUUAAAAUGUAUUUUAAUAGAUGCAAGCUGCUUUGUGGAAGCUAUUUAAGCUGGAAAAGCAGGAUAUAAAGAAAUAACAUUUAAGAUCUUUACAGUUUGAACUAUGCUUCUCCACAGGAGAAAAUGGCGUAAGAAGUAUUUCUGCACCUGUCAGCAUAUGGAGAACGUAUUUCAUAGCAAAUGAGUGGAACGAAAUUCAAACCGUCAGGAAAAUAAAUCCUCUCUUCCAAGUGCUUGCUAUUCUCUUCUUCUUAGAGGUGACUUUCAGAUUUCAUGAUCAUUCAUUUGAUUUUUGAUCUUUCUAAAGAAGUUGGGUAAACUGAUGGAAUGUAACCAAUGAAGUCGUCCCAUUCGUGCAGGGACUUCUGCCUGCACAACAGGACUUCCCCUCUGCUCCUUCUGAACAAUCCCUCAACUGUUCUGGGGGUUCCCCAACCUUUCCCAAGCAGAUUUGUAGGAAGUAUGUGCGUUAACAGGGCAACUUGGUCGGAUACAACCCAAUGGUUAUAUUGUGUGCUGGUGUGCUGCUUCUUUUUUUAUUAUGAGCUCCCAUAGUUCAGUUUUAGUUCUGUUAUCUAUGUACUUAGUGUGAGCCACAGAAGUUGUAUCUUAAAAACAAAUAGCAUGACACAACUAGACAUCAGUUAUAAUCUAUUCAUCAUGCAGCAUCAGCUGAAAUACUUGUUCUAGCUGAAUUAAAUGAUUAGCAAAUGCUUUCUCCUGCGCACAUAAUGAGAAGGCAGGUGAGGACUAAUUGUCUUGUGCAUAUAUUAUUAGUGAACAGGACAAGAGCUCUGUUAUUGCUGUUUCUGUGCAACCUGCAGAGCUAUUACUAGUAUUGCCUUCAUUUUAGACUUGCUUUUCCAUAACAAUACUUUGCAGAUUCGAUUCUUGGCUGCCAAGUGAUACUUAUGAUGCAGGAAGUGAAGCAAGCUGCUCAGCGAAAUACUUGACAUCAUAAAGCAGAAUUACAAUCAAUGUUCAUUCAUCGGAAUGGUCAAAUCUUUAAGUUCCGGAGCUAAAAUUAUCCUGUUCUAGUGUUAAUUUUUGCUAAGUCUUAACUAAAAAUGGCUCAGCUGGCUUUGGAAGGGAGCUGAAAGUACAGCUCAUGAAAUUGUUAUAUUUUGAUUUUAUAGAAUCCUCUUCCGGUUUUAUCUAGCAUAAUCCACUACAUCUGCAUCAUCAUUGCAAGUCUUUCUGUACCAUGUGUAGAAUUAUUAUUUUUAUCUGAAUAAAAGUAUAGAUCAAUAAAAUAUUACCUCAUGGUCAAAGAUAUACACUAAAAUAACAGAACACAACAAGUCCAGCAAUUUAGAAGAUCUUUGUUAAUGCAGAUUACUAAUGAGAUACUUUUUGGUAUUUUCAAAAUUACGCUUUCAGGUUGUGGGGUUUUCAAAUCUGGCCUUAAUGGAUUCUUCUUCCAGUCUUGAAAGGAGCCCAGAAAGUUACAUAGCUCCCUGGAGUCGUAUUCUGAGAUUUGGCGUGUCUGCUGUCCUUUGGCUAGUGAUUGCCAUAAUACAGGUAGACCUUUCCAUUACCACUAUAUAUUUAACUGUCUUCACUUCAAGUUAUACAGAUUUGCCUUUGUUGAUUUUGUUGUUGUUAAAAGAUUAUAAUUCUGGUUGUAUUGGAUGUCCUUGGAAAGGCACAAACUAAGUAUUUGUGUGUUUCUAUAUUUUUCUUUAGAGGUGAUUAUUUGGAGAUCUGUUUUCAUUGGGAAGAACGUAGAAGUUGACAUCCAUCAAUUAUUAGCAUAAAAGGCCUCAAUUGGUGUUAGUGAUCUGCUCUAACAAAACUUGUUUGUACACGUGUGUGCAUACCUGCUGUGUGACAUACCUGUGAAUAUACAGUGGAAAAUCAACUUUCUGCUGGAAUUCUAUUGGUGCAUUUGAACUUUGGAAAAUUCAAAAGAUACUUGGAAAAACGUGGUUUAAAAUAUCUAAUUGCAAUUUGAAAUACAUGUGCUAUUGGAAAUAGUUCAAACAGAAUCCUCAGAUAAGGGAAGAUUAUUGAAGACAAAACAAAGAAUGGGCCUCUCCUUGCAGUUUUCACACAUAGUUGAAAGAGAAUAAAAACAAAGGAGGGGAGGAGCAGCAGCAGCAGGAAUGCUCAACUGAGAGUGCAGUUUCCAGAUUUCUCAAGAAAGGAAAAAACACAAAAAAAACCCAGAAUUGCUAAGUCACCUCUAGGUCAUUAGUCAAGAACAGGCAUAGGCAAACUCUGCCCUCCAGAUGUUUUGAGACUACAAUUCCCAUUAUCCCUGACCACUGACCCUGUUAGCUAGGGAUGAUGGGAGUUGUAGUCCCAAAACAUCUGGAGGGCCUAUGCCUGGUCAACAACAUAGGGGCAGACAAAACAUAACUGCCCAGCAUCCCAGACUGAAGUAAUUUGAGAUCAACACACUACAUCCCAGCUUUUGCUUUUCUAAAUUACCCCCAUCUUUGGAGGAGGCAGAAUGCCUUGGACUUUAUAAAACAGUGGCAUAACAGGCAGCUCGUGGCUUAUACUCUUAUGACUGUUUCUGUUUAAAACUGGCCCCUAAAGCAGAGAAAUUGAAAGUGCACGUCGUUAAUUCAUUAGUAAAUCUGAUUUGUUACAGGUGAUAUACUUUUCUGUCUUCUAUGAAAGAUUUAUAGAAGAUAAGAUAAGGCAGUUUGUCGACUUGUGCUGUAUGAGCAAUGUAAGUAUUCGAUCAUUUUAUGCUUCCAAUUAGUGGCUUUCUCUGUGAAGUAUGUUAAUGCUUUAGAAUGCUAUAAAGAUGUAGUUAGUUUUGUUCUAACAGUUAGCAUAGUAUAGCAAUUAAUAAACCAGAGUUGCUGCUCUUUAUUCCACCAGUUCUUUGCCAAAAUCUCAACAGAGUUUGAUGUCUUUCUCACUUGUGUAACAAGGAGAAGACAAUACUAUAUAUAGUUUAGUAGACUCAGGACCCUCAACAGUAAUUUGAGAAUCAACCCAGACCUCUCAUCCUCACUCUACGAGUCAAGUAGGGAAGGGGGGGUGAACUAUCUACAAGCACAUCCUCUUUCUCACAGAUGUGCACACACAGGUUUAUAGAUGCCUAGAAGAAAGAUAUGCCCAGUUUCAAAAUAUAUUGUAUCUCACUAACUGCAUCAUGGUGGAACGUAACUCAUAAAUAAUAACUGCAAAAUAGAUUAGUUGUCCAGAAUUUUGCUUUCUUGUGCAAAGAAUCUUCAUAGCCAUUGAAAAGAAACACUGUAAAGUUAUAUUACUAUUUGAAUCUGUAUCUUUUAAGAUGCUGAAUUUUAUUUUUCUUACAUUGUAGAUUUCAGUCUUUCUGUUGUCACACAGAUGCUUUGGGUAUUAUAUUCAUGGUCGGUCUGUGCAUGGGCAUUCAGAUACCAAUAUGGAAGAGAUGAAUAUGAACCUAAAGAGGGAAGCGGUAUGUAAAACAGCUAGGAAGGGGAAUCCCAAAACUCACUUAUAUCAAGAAUCCAUGCACAAGAACUUUAGUUAUUUUGUAUUUCAUUGUACUUCAAUAUGUGCUUAACUGUUGCCACUCUUGGGGGGGGGUGAGAGAGAUUUAAGAGUAGGUCAAGCAGUAAAAUCGGUUGCAUUUUCUAGAAUCCUUUUUACACCCUCAAAUAUUUUUUCUUGCUUAUAAUUUUGAACUGACUCCUAUGCUUUAUCAACAACUGCAUCUGAAACUCCUCUUUCUUUCAUAAACAAUUCAUCACACCAGAAUGGGGUAUUGAUGUUUCAGAGAAAGAAAUAGAAACCACCCUUUUACACACCGAACUUAUUUGUCCUUUGUAUCCUUGCCCAUAUUUUUAAAAGCUUGUAUUUUUUCACUUUUUCCUUUUCUAUUUUCUCUGGCUUAUAAAUAGCAUUUCUAGUGCAGAACAGCAGUGCAUUAAUAAUUAUUAAUUAUUAUUAUUAUAACUUAACUAUCAGUACAAAAGGGUAAAAGCAGAUGUUGCUCAGGUUCAGCGGAAUGGAUAAUAAAUUCUUGAGUUCAUUCCUUGUUCAAGUUGUUCCAGCAAUUCUGCUUUAUGUCAUUUCCUUAGGAAAAUCUGUGUAGUCAAAGAGGCUUGUUACCAAACACAGAUGGUCAGACUUUUCAGAUUUCCAUUUCAAGCAAGAUGAGGCAGCAGUAUGACAGGAUCCAUGAAACAUUAACAAGGGUAUGUAUAUUAUUGGCAGACUUGCUGCGCUGUCCUCUGGGUUUAAAAUGUCCUUGUCCAGAUGGAUUCUAGUUCAAGAAGACAUAGAAUCUUCCACAUCUAUUUUUCUUAAUCUUAUAUACCCUUUACCGCAAGGGCAUCUUCAUUCUUCUGACCAUUCAUUGUGCAUAUGGAUCAUUCACACACAGACAAAAACAGAUGAUAUGAGUGAAGUUUACAUUGUGCAUCUUUGUAUGGAAUGCUUGCAUGUGAACUGUGGCCUCUCAGGACAGCAGUGCCUUUUGUCUAUGAGUAUUGUUUUGUGUCUGGGUCCUUUAAGUAUCCGUGUGGCAGAACCUUGAUGUCCAAAAACUGAAAUUGAAGAUAUGACACAUGGUGUUGAAUGCUGUUCUAGUGCUGGUACAUACCUUUAAAGCCUUACUUGACUUGGGUCCCAACUACCUUAGGGAUCACCUCUUCACAUACCAGCCUGCCUACAUCUUAACAUUUUCUGCUGAGUUCCUGGUCUUAAGUGUUGUCCUCAGAAGUACAGUUUAUUUACCCAUGCAUUUUAAUUUGUACAACCCCUUAGUCUGUGUUAUAAUUGUAUCUGCUGUCUUUUAUUAUAAUUUCUAGUGUGAAUGUUUUACUAUAUUGUAUUAGAUUUUAUAGGGACACGGGUGGCGCUGUGGGUUAAACCACAGAGCCUAGGACUUGCCAAUCAGAAGGUUGGCAGUUUGAAUCCCCGCGAUGGGGUGAGCUCCCGGUUGCUCGGUCCCUGCUCCUGCCAACCUAGCAGUUCGAAAGCACGUCAAAGUGCAAGUAGAUAAAUAGGUACCACUCCGGCAGGAAGAUAAACGGCAUUUCCAUACGCUGCUCUGGUUCGCCAGAAGCGGCUUAGUCAUGCUGGCCACAUGACCCAGAAGCUGUACGCUAGCUCCCUUGGCCAAUAAAGCGAGAUGAGCGCUGCAACCCCAGAGUCGGCCACUACUGGACCUAAUGGUCAGGGGUCCCUUUACCUUUACCUUUACCUUUUAUUAGGUUUUAUAAAAAUUAUUAUCUAUAUUCCAUCCUGGAAUCAGUUUUGAUGAAAUGUUGUACAGAAAUGUUUUAAAUCAGUCAAUAAGUAUUCAUACCACCAGUCAUUAAAAACAGAUCACAACUGGACUUUGAUAGAACUUACUGUAUUUUCAGCUGUGUGUUUCUGUGAAUUUCUUCUACUAGGACCAUCUUCUGGAUCAGUGGAUCAUUGGGUCCAGUGAGUGGUUUAGAAUUUUGUGCACUCUUACAUGAUGUUAAGGACAAUUUUCUGAAGCAGGGAGCCUCCUGUAUUCACAGAGGCCUCCUGUGAGUUUUAGACCCUGGAUUUUCUAGGAUUCCAAAACACGUGGGAAACCUCUAGAAGAACAGGAAGCUCAGUGCUUCCAAAGAUUGUCCAUAAACUAUUUUACACAUCCAUUAUGUCAAAUGAGACCUUGUGUGCAUUUUAAAAUCAUUUGUAUUUCUUUUUCUCCCCAGAAACAGGGUCCUGUUAGACUUUUGAAUUCAUCUGCGACUACAUUUGAGCAGAGUACUAAAGCAUAUCAUACCAUGAAUAAAUUUCUAGGCUCAUUUAUUGAUCAUGUGAGUAUCACAAUUAACAUUUAAUAAAAAGAUUGAAUAAUGUUUUUGAUGUUAAGGGGCUGCGAUUUAGCCUCUGUUUUCAUGUGAUCCUGUAGAGUAGAGAAUGUGCUGUGCAGAUGCUGGUACACUGCCCUGCAGUCAACACCACAGAUGUUGAUCACUUGUAUAACAAGUUGAUACAAGAUCACCUUACUCUCUGUUGAUUUUCCAGUGCCUUUUGAUAACUUUUGUUUCUUCGCUUUUGGAAAGUCUUUGGCCUGAUCCUUUUUAUUUUAUUUUUAUUUUUUACUCCCUCCCUGAAUGUUUUUCUUUUUGUAGUUUUCUAUUCUGCUGCUUUUGAUGUGUGUUUCUAAAGUUGCUAUAUUCUUGUUGUUUGCUUUUAAUUUGUUACAUCAACCAUCUUUAGUUCUUUGUUCUGAAGUGCAAAGGUGGGUUAUAAACCCCUAAAUAAAUAAAAUAGUGCUUUUCUUUGUUUCUUAGAAGUGCUUUUAUAAUGAAAAGUUUGUUUUGUUUUUCCACUUAUAGGUUCAUAAGGAGAUGGAUUACAUUGUAAAGGACAAAUUGCUGCUGGAGAAAAUCCUUGGAAUGGAGUUCAUGGAACCAAUGGAAAAGAGCAUCUUUUACAAUGGUAUUAUCAAUCUAGAUGUUAAAUUUUUAUGUUAGGUGAGCAGAUGAAUCCUAAUGGCUUGUGUCUACAAGAGUCCCAGCAAUUUCUGUGGUUUAUUUUUUGACCAAGCACUUGAAUGCUACUGGAGCAUGCCAGAAAUGCAUCAAGCAGUAUGGAGUUUAAAUUCUCCAGUACCUAGGAGAAAUGAAAUUUGCCUACAAAUAAAUGAAUCACAUAAUAGUAGGAGAAGCGAAGGUAUAUCUGAAAUAGGAAAAAACAUUGUUAUUCAUCCAUGUAAGAAAAGCUUCACUAGCAAUAUAUGAGUCUGCUGGAUAAGGUCAGUGGCUCAUCUAGUCCCAAUUGGUGUCCUCUGCAAAUUUGAUGCACAUCCCCUCAAUUCCUUCAUCCAAGUCAUUUAUAAAGACAUUGAACAACAAUGGGCCCAGGACAGAAUCCUGCAGCAGCCCACUUGUCACUUUUGAGGAACUAUUAAUAAGCACUCUUUGGGCUCAAUCAGUCAACCAGCUACAAAUCCACCUAACGGUAACCUCGCUCAGCCCACAUUCUACUAGCUUUUCUGCAAGAAUAUAAUGGAGGACUUUGUCAGAACCUUGGCUGAGAUCAAGAUCAAGAUGGCUGAGAUCAGAAUACACUAUGUCCACAGCAUUCCCAGCCUUCUCUCUCAACUUGAUGUCAGGACUUGAAACUUCCACUUAGAUGUCAAAGGUGUCUUAUCCCACAGUGUUUGUUUAGACAGAACCUGUUUCAUCUUGAACUUUGUAGUCCUUCCAGCACUGCACUUGACAGGCAUAAUAAAAGAAGUUUCACCUGUCAUAGUGUUAGCCAUUAGUUUCAGUACUUGUUCUGCUGCAGCUAAAGCUGAUGUCCGGAGUAGUUGGACUACUAUACUUUCUUCCAUAAAGUCUAUCAAAACAAUGGAAACCAGAUGCUCCAAACUGUAUUUUUAUAGAUACUGAUUUUCAGAAAGGUCUUGAAUCUCUGCAGUGUUCUGGUAGAAGUUCCUGAGAGAGUUACAUUGGCCAGAUAACUAAGGGUUACCAGAUAACAGUAGUUGAUAAUGACACCAUAAAGUUUAGAUGGCAUUUAUUGGUUGCUAAAUUCUUAGUCCUAUAAUUUUGAAAUUUAUGUGCAUAGCUCAUGUUUUAGUCAUGCUGGAUUUGGUAUCUUUAAAACAUAUGAUUUUGAGGUGGAGUUGUUUUUUUGUUGUUCUAAGUUAUAUAAUAAAAUAUACUCAGAGAGAUCAGUAAGAAUGUUCAGAAUGAGUCUUGGUAAUCUGCUUCUGAUUUUUAAACAGUAAGCACUUAACGGACCUCUGUGCACAACGGGAUGUCAUACAAUACAAAGUCAUUUUAUAAAAUUAAGUUGUUGCAGCUUUCUCGGUAAAGGGAUGAAAUAACUGUAUCUAUUGCAGAUUAUUAUGUUUCUAACUUUUUGUUUCAGUUUACUUUUGUUGUUUUUAUCCAUUCUCUAGAAGCUUUUCUCCCAUUGUACCGCUUUUUUGAUGCAGAUAUUAUACAUGUUUUUCAACAGGUUGUUUCCUUAUUUGCAGAUGAAGGACAUUCUUUCAGUGAUGUGCUAUAUUAUGGCAAUGAAGCCACACUUCUCAUCUUCGACAUGCUGUUUUUCACCAUCGUGGAUAUGGCCACCCAAAGUUUUGUUUUAGCAGCUGUCCUGACGUAUUUGCAACAAGAGGUAAGCCUCUUUAUUGGAAUGGAGUAGAGAAUGUUGUUGUUUUUUAAAUGAUAGCAUAUAGUAGUUUGUAUUCUCAGUUAUCUACAAAAUGUAUUAUUAGACAUCACAGAUAAUUGUUUGUUUGUUUAUUCCUAAGAUUGCUAGGCACUGUUAAAAAAGCAAAACAGGUCUGCAAACGUGCAGUCCUAAGAGCCAGUGUGGUGUAGUGGUUAAGAGCAGUGGACUCGUAAUCUGGUGAACCAGGUUUGCGUCCCCGCUCCUCCACAUGCAGCUGCUGGGUGGCCUUGGGCUAGUCACACUUCUCUCUGAAGCCUCUCAGCCCCACUCACCUCAGUGUUUUUGUUGUGGGGGAGGAAGGGAAAGGAGAUUGUUAGCCGCUUUGAGACUCCUUAGGGUAGUGAUAAAACGGGAUAUCACUGGAACAAAACAGGACUCCAAUGCUAUGGAAGUUUCUACUGGAGGCAGUGUAGGAGAGAUGUUUUUUACUGUCCCCCCCCCCACACACACACACAACCACCACCUCCCAAGCGGCUCCCAAAUAUCUCCCAACCCUCCAGAGCUGUUUUUCAGGGCAUAUAGGGGAAAGGAGAAAUGAGCAAAAAUCAUCUCUCCCCCUCCCUUCCUCCAGUGAAAUCUCAUGUAAGCAGAACUCUACUCACUGCAAACCUGCAUCCAACCCAAAAUACAUUGGAAAAGAAAGGGAAAGGGUCUAUGGUAAAAUUUAAUGACCUUUCCCAUUGAAGUCUAAUAUAUGCCAAAUAGAAUGUAUGUGUGUAUCAGGCCUAUCAUCCCGGCUAAUUUAUCUCUCCCAAGGAAGGAUAUUUUUAGAAUCUCGUCAUGCCACUUCUUGCUUCAAGUACUGUGCUAGCAGAUAUUGUAAGUUCAGUUGGGCUUUUGCAAACAUCACCCUCUGCUCGUCAAUUAGUGCAAACUGGCAAUUAGUGCAGAACUGUCUAGUACUGCCCCACUUUCCAAUAAAAUCUGCAUUGUUCAAACAACAAAGGUGCAUGUCUGCUGUAGUUCCUACUGACUCUUAAAAUGCUUUACCACAUGGCCUCUAGGAUUUUCAAAACUUUGAUUCCUAAACAUGUUAGUUUCCAAAUUUCGAAAGGAUAUCAGGCCCAUUAGCCUGACUAGACAAAACAGUUUAUAAAACUGAGCCCCAAUCUCAGUACGAGAACACAAUUCAGUGCUGGCACUGCAACCAGUUCUAGCCUUGGCAGGCCUCUUGCAUACUGCCUGCAGGCAGACUCAAAUGAAAGGGAGCAUUUGCUACGAUUGGUGGCUGUUUCUCUUCAUUUCUGGUGAUGAGAUCAUGCUGAGGCCCCCAUCAUCUACCACUGGGGCAUACAGUACAUACUGCACAAUGGUCAGUCAUAAAGCUGGGGGUUUUUUCCCUUCAUUUAUACUGUUUAGCUAUGACAACCUCUAAGUGGUGUGUAUAAGCAAUACAAUACAGAAAAUGUAAAAAUCAAUAAAACUAUAAAAUCAGGUUUCAAUUAAAAUGCCUACUGGAAUUUAAAAACAAAAACCUUAAGAAGUUCAAUGGGGGGGGCUGUCUGACCUCAACCAGAAGGGAGUUCCACAAAAUUGGGCCACCAAUAUUGAACACACCAUUCCUCUUGAAUACGAACCAUGCAUCUGAGCUGUGGAGGAACCACUAACAGUGACUCCCCUGAAGACCUCUGUGACUAAAUAUGGAUAUAGUAGAACCUCUACUUUCAACCACCUCCACUUGCAGACGUUCCAAGUUGCGACCAGGGCAAACCCAGGAGUAACCGGCAGGUUUGCCGCCAUUCGCACAUGAGCAGGCGCGGGCAAUCGCUGCCCGUGCAUGCGCACAUCGGCGCCUCUCCCAGCGACCCAUUUUGCCAUAAGGACAGGCCUCUGGAAUGGAUUGUGGUCAUGAGUAGAGGUUCCACUGUAUAAGGGAGUAGGUAUUCUGGACCCAAGUUGUUCAGGGCCUUGUGAAUUAAUGCACAAACUUUGAACUGAACCACUAGCUUAUGGGCAACAAGUGCAAGCUUUGAGGAAUGGAAUUAUGCACUGACCAUAUUCUGUCCCCAUCAAAAGUCUAGUCACAAUGUUUUGCACCAGCUGGAGCCUCAGACCAGGCCAAAGAGUAGCCCCACUUUGAUGCAUCUCUUCUAGGCUCCCUUGACAACGAACACCAAAGUAACAAUAAAACCAUAGAAACACUGGUUGGUUGGUUGGUUGGUUGGUUGGUUGGUUUUUGUCGCACAUCUCUAUUGUAACAUUAACUGGAUGAUCUUUAUGAAGAUCUUCCCAUAAUAAAGAUGUUUGAAGUUGACAGCACAGUUUUGAAAUUGAUAACAAGCUCUGUUAUACUAAAUUUGUGGUUUCUUUUUUAGAAGAGUGGUCUGGAAAUAAAUUGUAAACAGCCCCCUCACUAUGAAAAGCAGCUUGCUUUCAGGUUACUGUUGGGGUGACCAAACAAGAAGUCUUAUUUUCAGCCUUUUCCAGUUACUGUUUAUUAUGUGAGGUGCUUAACUUGGAUUGAUCAUACUUGACAAAUCUAAGACAGUAACCUUAGAUGAGAUUAAAGAGCAUCUAGCAUUAGCUUAACAUCCUGUCAAAUAAGGAUUUGCUGCUACACAUUGAGUAUUUUGUACAAUUUAUGCCAUAACAUCUGAAGUUGGUUUUAUCUUUGCAGAUUUUUAGGUUCAUUCGUAAUACAGUUGGACAGAAGAAUUUGGCAUCUAAAACUUUGGUGGAUGAAAGAUUUCUUAUAUGAAAAGACUUUCUGGGAACUAAUUACGGCUUUAAAAUGACACACAUACACAAAGGAUUUGCUUGCAGUACUUUGUAAAUAUUCAUGUGUAGAAUCUUUCUUUCAUAUUGUGUACUUGAAAACUGCUGUUUUGGAUUAAAUAAAUUUGUACUUGUAAUGGAUAGUGAUUAUUCACAUGCCUUAAAAGGGAUGCCAAGAUACAGAAAGAUGUCACUGUCAGUAUUAAAGCUGAACCCAUGCAUU